AGGGCAAACAGAUUAGCUCCAAAGAUAGGGUUUUGUUUCGAUUUGAGAGUUAGGGUCGGCGAUCUUCUCCAUCUCCUUCUUCCCCAUGGCGCAACUCCGGAGCGGCGGGAGACGCAGACGCUAAUGGCGUUUGGCGCCAUGGAGAGCCCCGAUCGUUUGAAGAAUUCCUCCUCCCUGGACAUGGCGAUCGAUUCGGGUCGAAAACCCGAGGCCAAGCGGAAAAGCCCGCCUCGUCUCGCUUUAAAAGAAUUCCAUUUUGCCAACGGAUCCAUUUCGAGAUGGGGAAGAGGAGCUCCAAGGAGUGUUUGAUGGAGAAAUCGGAGGCCAACAAGAAGCCGACACAGAGUAGAAAUCCAUUGAAGGAUCUCAACGGCGGCUCGGUUCCUCCUCCUCUGGGCUCCUCGGAGGCACCCACAGGGGGGUGCUUCAGAUUCUUGCUCUCUCAUUCCUCUGACAAAGAAUCGCUAGCCCGGUCGAAGCCAGCGCCGAUAACUCACCGAUCGGCCCCUUCGAAUUCUAGGAAUGUACCCUCCAACUCCAAGAACCCUACGAUCCCCUCGAGGUAUCAAACCUUCCGAAAGAACACAUCAAAGUCCGAUGUUGAAGCCGACAAGCAGCUCGGAUCGAGGAAAGCAUCGAAUCCAAGAAACGCGGAUCUCUUUCAGCGGUGCAAUAAGAGGAAACAUAUCUCCAACUGCAAGAAUUUUGAGAAGUUGAUGAGUACACCGACUUCGGCCACCAUUCCUCCCGUUGAAGCAUCCAUUUCGCCGGAGGUUCCCGUGAAGGCCUCUGCAGUGGCUGUGACACCUGUAUGCUUCGCUGCAGGCCAUGUGAUCGCCAGAGUGCGCGACCGGAGGAAAUGUAGGGCAAGAGGCAUACUUACCGUCGGCGGAAGGGAGCCGGAGGUUGAAAAGGUUCGUGUUGGACGUACUGAUCGAACUCAGGCUUCUGUAACACUCCCUCCUCCUCCUCCAGCGGAGGCAUCCAUGCAUUGGCUUUCUUCACCUUCAGAGAAUGUUGAUAUGGCUCUCGAUAGCAGUUUCAAUUCUAGUUCUAAAGUUCUUGCCGCUGAAGCUUCUGUGGAUUGGCUUCUUUCUCCUUGUAAAGAUGGAGAAGGUAUGCACAAAGAUGAGUUGUUGAUGGGGAACAGAACUUCACCUGAUCGUGGAUCUUGGAGGUUUUUUCCUGAUAAUUCUAUCAGGGAGAAAUCACCUGAACUCAGUGGGUUGAUGAGCCUCGAUUCUCCAAGUUUAGAAACAACACUGUCAUCUGGUAUUGGAAUUCAGAAAACUCCUAGGACUGGUGGUAGUGUCAGUCCUUUCUCUAUGAUCCUAGGGAUCGCAAAGACAUCCAAAACCAAACGUAUUAGGCCUCAGCAAGAGACGGGACGACAUCAUAAUUGCUCUGUCUUAGAGAACUCGCUGUUUUCUGGGAACUCUUGGAUUGAAGGCCAUGUUACCGGCAAGCCAUCAUCUUUUUCGAGUUCAAGAAAGAAAUAUGAUCUGGGUGAUUUUAAGAUGGAUGCAAUGGCAGAGUCUCUUGAAAACGUUAGCUUGUCACCGGAGCCACUAAGCAAUGAUACAAGUCGUCGAGCACCAUUGCCUGGGCUUAGUUUCCAGUUUCGAUGUCAUACGUCAAACUCUGUAGAUUUUAAUCAUUUGCAGAAUCUCUACUGUGAUAGGAUCUCUAUUGUAAAGGAUGCUUCUGCUAAAGAAGAGGUUUUACCUAGUUCUCAAACAAGGGUAUCGUGGAGAGAGGAACCUAUCAGUAGGGUCUUGGAGAUGGGGAAGUUGGAUCACUGCCAGUGGCUUUCAGAUUGUGACAACUUUGUUCACCAUGAAGGACACAGAGGAGCAUCCAUUCCUGAUCUUAAGUCUGACUGUGGAAGUAGCAGCUCCAUUUUAAAGAAUCCAACAGAACCUAUUGCACCAGUUGGUUUUGGAUAUGUUGAGUUUGUGUCUGAAGCUAAAAGGAGUGAAACAGAAGUUUCUCCACGAGGACCUAUCUCAUGUGCAGAAUCCAUUGGCAUGGAGGGGCUUGUGCUGGACUCUUCUGGUGAUUCUGAUUGGACAUUGUUCUACAAAAACCACUUAUUUGAAGUCUUGAACAUUGAUCCCAGAUAGAGCUUCCAAUGUGGAUGGGUGCAGAGCCUUUGAAGG
Molecule: messenger RNA, 2159 nt
Organism: Musa acuminata AAA Group (dessert banana)
Lineage: Eukaryota; Viridiplantae; Streptophyta; Magnoliopsida; Zingiberales; Musaceae
Exons: 3
Coding region: 279-2123 (614 amino acids)
Source: RefSeq, a predicted model, not a curated record